UGUGCCCAGCUGACGGAUCAAAACAUUGCGUGCACCACCUCGUGAAGUCUGUUUUGUUAUCGCCGUUUGUUGAUAUCCCGUUUAAAACAUAACGCGAAAAUAUUUUCUCCCCGUAAAGUGUCCUAUCCCAACUAUGGUUGAAUUAGAAAGUUGUUGAGUCGUCGGUACCAUGAUUAGCAACUUGUGGAGGACUACGUGCCACCGCUAUUUGACGGAGAUCUCUCGAACGGUAGUUCCGCCCAGAAGCCAAGGAACGAGUUGGUUACGUCACAACACCGGUAGCAUUCUCCACUAUCAAAGACGAUGCUUUUUGAAUUGGAACCAGCAGAAAAGUGGUGCCGUAGAUUUUAUACAAUGCAAAAGAAUACUGCAGCGCAGAAGUUUCAGUACAACCUCCGCCGGGCUUCAGGCAACGACACCUGUUGAUGGUUCAGCUCAGCCAACCAAGGUUCGCCUCAAAGGAACGGAUGUAAAGCGGUUGCUAGACUUUGCUAAGCCAGAACGAUGGAACAUAGCAGGCGGAAUCGGAUGUCUUGUGAUUUCUUCAGCCAUCACAAUGUCGGUGCCGUUUGGUCUAGGAAAGAUUUUGGACGUAAUAUAUUCAACUUCCGGCGAGGCAGGAAUAGCUAAGGAAAAAUUGGAUCAAUUUUGUCUGCUGCUGGGUGGCAUUUUCCUGUUGGGCGGACUAGCAAAUUUUGGCAGGGUUUAUCUGUUUAGCAAUGCUUCCCUGCGAAUAACCCGUGACAUCCGUUCAAAGGUGUAUAAAUCGAUGUUGAAUCAGGAAGCCGGAUGGUUCGACCAGAAGGGCACGGGAGAACUGGUCAAUCGACUUUCGUCGGACACUUAUCUCGUGGGAAAUUCUCUCAGCAUGAAUCUUUCCGAUGGGUUGCGAUCUACGGCUAUGAUUCUCGCCGGCACCGGUAUGAUGGUUUAUACAUCACCCCACUUGGCCCUCGUCGGACUGUGCAUUGUUCCCUGCGUGGCGGGAAUGGCCAUCGUCUACGGGCGCUACGUUCGUAAUAUAACAAAGGAACUGAUGGACAAGUAUGCCGACGUGAUGAAAAUCGGUGAGGAACGAUUAGGCAAUGUUAAAACCGUGAAAAUGUUCUGCAAAGAAAAAUACGAGAACCAGCUAUUCAGAAACCAUCUGAUAGACGCUUUAAACAUUGGUUAUCGGGAAACAAAAGCACGAGCGACCUUUUAUGGAAUGACUGGUCUCUCUGGGAAUAUAAUAAUCCUAUCGGUCCUCUAUUACGGAGGAACCAUGGUCAGCAACAGCGAAAUGACCGUUGGUGGCCUUACCUCAUUUAUUCUGUACGCCGGUUACACUGCCAUAUCGAUAGGAGGAUUGAGCAAUUUUUAUACGGAACUCAACAAAGGUGUCGGUUCGGCUUCGAGGCUGUGGGAAAUAAUCGACCGAAAACAUACCAUCCCAGUGGAAGGAGGAACUGUAUUGGACGCGGCACCACGUGGAGAAAUCGCAUUCAACAAGGUUGCUUUUAGCUAUCCUUCCCGACCGGAUUUACCGGUGCUGAGUAGCCUGAAUCUACGAAUCGAACCGGGAACAUCAACGGCCGUGGUUGGCAGGAGUGGUUCCGGGAAGUCAACGCUAGCUGCAUUAUUAUUGAGAUUAUAUGACCCUCAAGGAGGAAGUAUAUCUCUGGAUGGGCUAGAUCUUAAACAACUCAACCCUUUAUCACUUCGGAAGUAUAUAGGAGCAGUCAAUCAGGAACCUGUCCUCUUUAGUGGAACCAUUCGUGAAAACAUCCUAUACGGAUUGAACUUAGGUGAUAACAUAUCUGAGGCUGAUUUCGAUCGAGUUGUGCGAGAAGCACACGUUUACGAGUUUAUCAAAGAUUUUCCCGACGGAUUGAAUACAUUGGUAGGACAGCGAGGAAUCAUGCUAAGUGGAGGACAGAAACAGCGGGUUGCAAUCGCUAGAGCAAUUAUAAGAAAUCCGAAAAUCCUCAUCCUCGAUGAAGCGACGAGUGCGUUGGACGCCGUUUCCGAGGAGCUUAUUCAAAAUGCGCUCGAACAUUUAACAAAGAAUCGAACCGUACUCACAAUAGCUCAUCGAUUAAGUACCAUACGCAAUGCUACCAACAUUGCCGUGCUGCAGCAGGGGAAAAUCGUUGAACACGGUAAUUAUCGAGAAUUGAUGACAUUGGAGAAUGGUAUCUUCCGAGAGCUUGUUCAACGACAAACUUUCUCUUCAUCGUCAUCACCCUCAUCCUAGAGCUAGAUUUUUUUUUUUCAAAA
Messenger RNA from Uranotaenia lowii, 2259 nucleotides. RefSeq names its product ATP-binding cassette sub-family B member 10, mitochondrial. Gene Ontology annotation, molecular function: ABC-type oligopeptide transporter activity; ATP hydrolysis activity; ATP binding. NCBI's taxonomy places the organism in Eukaryota, Metazoa, Arthropoda, Insecta, Diptera, Culicidae. The record is from RefSeq and is a predicted model, not a curated record. Gene Ontology annotation, cellular component: membrane. Gene Ontology annotation, biological process: transmembrane transport. The transcript is spliced from 7 exons. The coding region runs from base 170 to 2236 and encodes 688 amino acids.